GGUGAUAACCAGACCAGAUUCUUUAUAAUGUGGACACCCGAUAAUUACAGAACUGGUUGCUACAACCUCAACUGUGAAGGUUUUGUGCAUACAUCCUCAGAUAUCGCCAUUGGUUGCAAUUUCACAGAACUUUCCGCUUUCAAAGGAGAUCAAAAAGAUGUCACCUUUAGUAUACACAAGGACCAAAAUAGUGGAAAUUGGUGGGUGCAAGUACAAGGUAUUCCUGUGGGAUAUUAUCCAAGUUCUCUUUUUACCCAAUUAUCAAAGACAGCCACAGGAAUAGAUUUCGGUGGAGAAAUCUUUAAUCAAAGAUGGAAAAAUCGACAUACUACGACUCAGAUGGGUAGCGGUCAUUUCCCUUCAGAAGGAGGUUUAGGAAUAUCCAGUUAUUUUAAUUAUGUCCAAGUAGUCGAUGAAAACAACGAAGCCAGAAACCCCAAAGAUGUUAUGUCGGUUGUAUCGAAUCCAAAUUGCUAUGAUUUAAAAAUUGAUGAAAACCAUAAAAACGGUUACGGUUUCUAUUAUGGAGGUUCUGGUAAUAAUGAUAAUUGUCAGUAA
This is a messenger RNA of Papaver somniferum (opium poppy), 558 nucleotides long. RefSeq lists its product as uncharacterized. Bases 28 to 558 code for a protein of 176 amino acids. The record is from RefSeq and is a predicted model, not a curated record. NCBI's taxonomy places the organism in Eukaryota, Viridiplantae, Streptophyta, Magnoliopsida, Ranunculales, Papaveraceae. The transcript has 3 exons.